Messenger RNA from Iphiclides podalirius (scarce swallowtail), 380 nucleotides. Lineage: Eukaryota; Metazoa; Arthropoda; Insecta; Lepidoptera; Papilionidae. The record is from the annotation of a GenBank genome assembly.
AUGUUCGGGAUUAGGACUCCACAUAAGAAAGGAAAGGCAGAAGAGAAAGACAAAACUCCCCCAAAUAGAGAGGAGAUGGCUGGACCAUCUUCAAAAGAAGAUCAAGUAAGGAGUAAAGUGAGGAGAAGUAUCGGAGAGUGGGAAAAUGAAGGAAGGGAGUCAAAUCCCGAACCACAGGGCAGGACAUCUAAAUACGCCCCGGCAGGACGCACGAAGCAGCUAGGGCCACCCCCCUCUAGUAGAUUUUCACUGGAGGAAGAGGGGAGCCAAAUGGAAAAGGAAGAGCCGAAGAAAAAAGACAGGGUAGCUGAAGCAAGAGCUUGCCUAAACAAGGCAAAGCUUUACUUAAAUAGCGCCAGAAACUUAAAAAACGGAAUGAG